Messenger RNA from Auxenochlorella protothecoides, 1242 nucleotides. Its product is annotated as Coiled-coil domain-containing protein 111-like protein. Gene Ontology annotation, cellular component: nucleus; mitochondrial matrix. The record is from RefSeq and is a predicted model, not a curated record. Gene Ontology annotation, biological process: response to UV; mitochondrial DNA replication; error-prone translesion synthesis. Bases 1 to 1242 code for a protein of 413 amino acids. Gene Ontology annotation, molecular function: DNA-directed DNA polymerase activity; chromatin binding. NCBI's taxonomy places the organism in Eukaryota, Viridiplantae, Chlorophyta, Trebouxiophyceae, Chlorellales, Chlorellaceae. The transcript is spliced from 5 exons.
AUGGAGACCAGCGGAGAUGGGAAACGUCGCUUCCUGGUCAGCACUGUCACGAACUUCUACAGGCGAUACUCUGAUAUGCUGCCCCACCACCGCCACUACUAUGAAAUAAUCAGGGAGGGCCAGCCCUGCCACAUAUACUUUGAUCUGGAGUUCAGCAGAGCCCUGAACCCUGACAAGGAUGGACCUGCUGCCAUCCAGAGCCUGCUCGAAGCCCUGAGCUGCCUGCUCCAGGAGGAGCUUGGCAUGUCGCUGGAUAUCGCCGAUGUGGUGGAACUGGACUCCAGCACCCCCUCCAAAUUCUCCCGCCACCUCAUCCUCCGCAUCCCAGGCCACGCGUUUGCAAGCAACGCUCACGUGGGAGCCCUGGUCCGCCAGCUGUGCGCCCGAGCCAGGGAGAGGGGUCCCGACGGGCCUCUUGCGAUCGUGGCAGACAGCCCCCACCUGAAUGGUGGGCUCCCCCUGCUCGUGGACGAAGCUGUUUACUCCCGAAAUCGAGCGUUCCGCCUGCUGCUGUCCUCCAAGGCGGGGAAGGAGGCCACCCUGCAAUGCUCUGGCAGGUAUGGGGGCAGCCAGCUGACAGCCCAGGAGCUCUUCAUGGCAAGUCUCAUCUGCGUGGACGACCCGAAUGUGACGCUGCUGACUUGGCAGGCCGAUGAGCUGGACGACGGGGGCCAAAGCAACCGCACCAGCUCGCACCCUGGUUCUGGCAGGCAUGGGAGUCGCGCGAGCACCACAGGCAACCUGCGCAUGCACCACGGCCCCUGUCCCUUCCCGGAGCUGGCUGCCUUCAUUACGGCGGUCUGCAGCCAGGAUGGCGCAUGGCCACGGGCCGGCAUCCGGUCCUGGGCCAUGCAGGAGGACGCUUCGCUGGUCCUGUACAACAUCCGGGGGUGCCGGUACUGCGGGAACCUGGGGCGCGAACACCGCUCCAACGGCGUCUUCUACGUGGUGGACCUGCAGGGCGGCGGCUGGACCCAGCGCUGCUACGAUCCCGCCUGCCGCGGCUACCGCUCCCCCGUCACCGCCCUUCCUGAAGCGGUGCUGGCGACGUGCCAGGCCCGGGCGCAUGGGCUGGGAUCUGGCGGAGCAGGACCCUCUCCCGCCUGGGGUGCCUGCGACCUCUCCGACGCCGAGCUGAUACAGGCCGUGGACCGCUACGAGGCGUUGCAUGGAGGAACCGUGGCAAAGCCGGACGAUCAAGCCGCUGGCGGGCCCAGCCUCAGCCCUGCACCAAGGGACUGA